Molecule: messenger RNA, 588 nt
Organism: Neltuma alba
Lineage: Eukaryota; Viridiplantae; Streptophyta; Magnoliopsida; Fabales; Fabaceae
Exons: 3
Coding region: 1-588 (195 amino acids)
Molecular function (GO): RNA-DNA hybrid ribonuclease activity; nucleic acid binding
Source: RefSeq, a predicted model, not a curated record
AUGGUAUGGAUGGGGAAGGCUGAAAUUGGAACUUGUGAUCAAAUGCUAGCUGACUGGCUUAAGUGGAAUAGCAAAAACUGCCCAGGACGAGGAGUCUACCGUAAACAUAACUGGAUUAAAGUGUUUAGUCUUGGUUGUUGGACUCUUUGGACCUCCAGAUGUAAAUUAGUUUUUGAAGGCAAAACGGAUACCCCAAGAGAACUUGGGUACAGGGUCCAACAUUUACUCAUGGAGCAGAUAGUGGGAGACCAACUCAAACAUCAGAUCUUUCAGUUUGCAGGUAACCAAGAAAUAUCCUGGACACCUCCACCACAGGGAGCUAUCCGCAUCGAUGUUGAUGGUUCAGUCUGGAAUGAUCAACACGCAGCCUGUGGAGGCCUCACCAGAAACAGCGAUGGUGAUUGGGUGGUCGGAUUCCAAAAGAAUAUUGGCACUUGCUCAGUUACAGAAGCAGAACUGGUGGCUAUUCGGACAGGUCUUGAAGUUGGGAAAUUAUAUAAUCAUCCCAUGGUUGUGCUCUAUUCUGACUCAAUGGAUGCCCUCAAUUUGAUUGCUAGAGAGUGUAUGGCACAUAUGGAGGAAAAAUAA